This is a messenger RNA of Hymenoscyphus albidus, 1268 nucleotides long. The record is from the annotation of a GenBank genome assembly. Lineage: Eukaryota; Fungi; Ascomycota; Leotiomycetes; Helotiales; Helotiaceae.
AUGAGGAGAACACUUUUGCUUUCUUCACUUCUAGUGACAGAAGCAGUGUGUGGAGUUGCUCAGUAUUCAAAUUCUUCCUUCGAAUGGGAUGAGAUAAAUUUCCUGUGAGUACGAAGGCCGAAUCCAGCAUUCAGUAUCAAACUAGGAGAAACAAUUCAGUUCUAAAUUUACUUCAUCAGGCUUGCAUUUUGAGACAGUUACACGUAUGUACAAGGAACACACGGACGCCAGAAUUUCUCCUUCAUCGGGGAUUCUUUCGACUUCUCAUACACACCAAACGAGCUUCUCGAGAACGAAAUCGUCCAAAAUCAGGUUAGUGAAAGUGUCUUAAAAAUUGUAUUUCCAAAACUGAUUCUCGUCUUUACUAGCUUGGGACGUCCGCCGGAGGACCAAACUGGGUGGAAUAUCUGACCAACUGCUUCUCGAGAUUACCAUCAAAAUGUAAAAAGCAACUGUGGGAUUUCGCAUUUGCUGGCGCGGAUGUUGAUACCAUCUAGUAAGCUCCAUACCUUUUUAUUUUACACUUCAAAAUUAACGAGAUAUAGUACUCCUCUCCAUCAUAACUACACUGUUCCAUUCGUUGAUCCAAUCCGACAGUGGGCAACUUACGCGGAGCCAAUUCUCCCAGUUGAUCACAGUAAAGCUCUCGUAGCCGUCUUCAUAGGAAUAAACGAUAUAAACGAUUUGACCAAAGUCACGUUUCCACUAGGAAAUACGACGGAUUUUCCUUCUCUCUAUAGAGAAGUUGUAAGUUCGGAAUUUCGCGCUUUGGAGAGGGUAUGUGAGGCUGGGUAUCGAAACUAUCUAUUCAUGAACCUACCACCACUGGAUAGAAACGUACGAUCCCCUUUCCUCCUAAGCCUAGAUGCUUUUCGUGCUACUAUCCUUAAUAGCCAGCAAAUACAGCAAAAGGCCCCUCAGCCGUUCUCCCAAACGCAACAAUGCUCCACCAAUUCAACAGACAGAUUUCCACCUCAGCAAGCGAAUUCCAGACCAAGCAUCCAGAUUCCAAGACUAUGGUUUUUGACACCUAUGGGUACUUGAGUGGGAUUUUGGAUCAUCCGGCCGAGUUUGGUAUCACGAAUACCACGAACUUUUGUCCGCGAUAUGAUGCCCCUGAUAUUGCGACAGAUUAUGCGAAGUAUGGGUGUCAGCCGCUAAGGGAGUACUUUUGGUAUAAUAGUGGGCAUAUCACUUCGAGGAUUCAUGAGUUGAUGGCUGGGGAUGUGGAUGAGUUUUUGAGGGAGGAGAGUGGGGCUUGUUAUUAG